AUGAACCCCGCCUUCCCCCCGGAGCCGCCCCCGGAGCCCCCCAAGCCCCCGGCGGGCUCGGCCUCGGCCGCGCUGCCCUACGGCUGCUUGGGCCGCGUGCCGUGGGCUUCGCUCAAAGCCUCGCCGAGCCCCCAGGGCCCCUUCGCCGCCACCCCCGACAAGUUCCUGGAGCCGCCGGGGGGCCCCGAGGAGUUCCAGAGCCGCCCGGCCGAGUUCGCCUUUUACCCGGCUUACGGCGCUGCCUACCCGCCCGUCCCGGGCUACCUGGACGUGCCCGUGGUGCCCGCGCUGGCCGAGCCGCGGCCCGAGGCGCUGCUGGGCCCGGACGGGGGGUUCGGGGGGUGCCCCCAGCCCUGGGCGCUGGGCGGGGGCUGGGCCGGCCAGAGGUGCUGCCCCAAGGAGCAGGGCCCGGCCGGAUUCCUGCUCAAGCCGCACUUCGCAGAGGGCUCUGCGCCGUGUCCGGCCGAGGGCUGCUCGCUGCGGCCCCGGGCCCGCAAGAAGCGCGUUCCGUACAGCAAGGCUCAGCUGCGGGAGCUGGAGCAGGAGUUCGCCCGCGGCCGCUUCAUCACCCGCGAGCGGCGCCGCAAGAUCGCGCUGGCCACGCGGCUGAGCGAGCGGCAGAUCACCAUCUGGUUCCAGAACCGCCGCGUCAAGGACAAGAAGGUGCUGGCCAAGGGCAAGGCCGCCAGCGCCGCCACCCCCUGA
Molecule: messenger RNA, 705 nt
Organism: Camarhynchus parvulus
Lineage: Eukaryota; Metazoa; Chordata; Aves; Passeriformes; Thraupidae
Gene: HOXB13
Product: homeobox B13
Exons: 2
Coding region: 1-705 (234 amino acids)
Biological process (GO): regulation of transcription by RNA polymerase II
Molecular function (GO): RNA polymerase II cis-regulatory region sequence-specific DNA binding; DNA-binding transcription factor activity, RNA polymerase II-specific
Source: RefSeq, a predicted model, not a curated record